Salvia splendens (bonfire salvia) is the source of this 1691-nucleotide messenger RNA. RefSeq lists its product as uncharacterized. The record is from RefSeq and is a predicted model, not a curated record. Gene Ontology annotation, cellular component: endoplasmic reticulum membrane; endoplasmic reticulum. The coding region runs from base 554 to 1027 and encodes 157 amino acids. NCBI's taxonomy places the organism in Eukaryota, Viridiplantae, Streptophyta, Magnoliopsida, Lamiales, Lamiaceae. Gene Ontology annotation, biological process: endoplasmic reticulum to Golgi vesicle-mediated transport; intracellular protein transport. The transcript has 2 exons.
ACUCCUCUCAACUUCAUAAACAUUCUCCCCACUGCUUUAGUUUUUCAUCCUUUCCUCGCUGUGAAGCAUAUAGAGAGCGAGUGGAUUUCAAAUCUUUAAUAUUGAAUCGGUUGAAUAAUAACAAGAGACAGAGGUUUUCAAAAUAGUGUUCUUCUUAGCUUGGCAGCUCACUUUUUUUUUACAGAUCUGUGGCCUUGACCCCUCGCUUUCAGCUGAAAGAGAACUGGGGUUUUACUUUCUUGGCAGAGGAUAAAUAGGAAUUCAAGAUUCUCCUCCAUCGCAUACCAACUAGUUCAAAGAUUUGAUUUUUCUUUUUUCUUUUCGAACACAGUUUCUUACUUGACUCUGAAUAGAUAUCUACAACGGAAGGGUUUUUUUCAAUCAAGAAAACGAUUUGCUAGCUGUACUUUUUCUUGCCCGCACAUUUCUUGAAAAAAUCUACCCGGCGGCAAAGUGAGGUUUCCUUAUUUUCCAUGAAAAUUGAUCCCAGUUCAGAAAAAAUUGAAACUUGGUUUAGCCUUUUGGGAUAGGAGUAAUUUUGGUUGUUACAAAGAUGAUUCCUUUGUUCUUUCUGGUUGUGAGUGCGGAGGGUUUGAUCGCAUUCCUUUUAAUGGUGAAGAUUGGCCCGUUUAGGGAGCUUGUAAUAAAGGGUUUAGAUCAAGUGAAGACGAGAAGGGCUACAAUUCUAACCAUUGCUGGAACUAUCCUUGCCAUUUUGUUGUCUGAUUUAUAUAGCAUUCUCAAGAUUCAGAACAAGGGCACCAAACAUGGCACUAUGACGCCAAUGGAUCAAGUUCUUUGGAGGACAAACUUGCUAGAGGCAACUCUUAUGGGCUUUUCUCUGUUCCUCGGCUUCUUGAUUGAUCGUAUGCAUCAUUACAUACAGAAAUUGAUAAAAGUGAGGAGCGACACCGGAGUUUCAAAGCAAGAAGUGGAGAAUCUUGAGUUUUUUAGACCACCCCAAACUCCACGCUAUCCCCAACGGGUCCUAGUCCACGUCAUGGUCCCGCUGGACCCCGACGUAUGACGAGAGACAAAAGGUUCAUGCUGGACCACCCCGACGCACAACGGGAGACAAAAGGUCCCCACUGGACCCCGACGCAUAACGGGAGAUAAAAGGUCUCCGAUGGACCCCGACGGUCCAUGGUGUAUCCCUUCGUGUAGCAUGUCCAGGUGCAUCGUGUCUUUUCAGCUCUCACUGGCUAGUGCACGAGUCAAUAACCCCCGGCGGUUACAAUCAAACCAUCAUGGCACACAUAAUGGUUGUUGACUCCAUCAAUGCCCUGCAGGUGGACUUGGCCUAUAAAUAGGCAUGCAUCCAUUGCAUUCAAAAACAGAACAUACAUAAGCAUCUUGCAUACACGCUAUCUCCCUCUCUGCAUAAUCUUCCCCGUCGAAGCUCUGCCCCGCCUUACUCCCGUUCGUCGGAGCUCUGUUGCUAGCGGUGCUGCUACUUCAGAGACGAAGCCGUUUUAUCUUUGGGGACGACACGCCAAACCGAGAGCACUACCAGGGCGUAUCUCGUCUUGCGGAAAGAGGACUCCUCGACUCGGCUUACCACUUUCCACAAGUUUUCUGUGUAAUUUUGUUCAGUUAUUUUUCGUGUAAUUUCCUUGUUUUAUUUUCCAUUAUAAUUUCGCCCGGCAAGAUUUGUAUAUCUCAAAUUUUCCAACAAGUUUUCAGUGUUGCUA